UUGCACAAACAUUCAUGCGCACAGUAGAAUAUCGAGAAGAGAAAGAACGGUAAAGAGGACUGAAUCUCCAGAGACAGCAGCUGGCGUGGACCUGGGUGCCCACACUGAUGCUCCAGGUUUCCAGAAAUGUCGGGCACGUUGCACUGUUUGCAUCCAGGGCAAGGGGACAAGGGGACUCGGGAGCAGAGGGGCCCAGGAGGCCGACCAGUCAGGCAGGCUAGGUCAGCAACAGCCCCGCCCUCGCCACCCGGGCUCCCAGGCAGUCUGAGGUCCCUCCCGCCGGCCUAGACCCCACCGCAAGGCGCGCACAUCCCGGAGGGCGCCCAGGAGGCGGCGGCCCGGCAGCGGGGCCUCCACAGCCUUCCCCUGUGCUGCCGGGGCUGGCCCAGCUCGCCCGGGGUCUGGCGGAGAGCGGCGGGCGAAGCAGCCGGCCGGCAGUCGGCUGUGAGCGGAGUCGGCGGCGCAAGGGAAGGCGGCGCCUCCCAAGGUUCUGAAACUGGAAGAAACUGGCACGCCUGGAUGGCUACCCCUGACAGGAGAGCCGUCUCUAGACCCCAGAGACCCAGCCCCAGGCCAAAGGGGAGUGGGGCCCGCCUGAGUCUCCUGGACAACCUGGAGUGUAAGGAGACCCAGGAGCCGGCGCCUGCAGAGCUGGCUGUGCUGAGGAAGGCACAGGAAUUUUUCCAGGCCUGUGAUGCAGAGGGCAAGGGCUUCAUCGCCAGGAGGGACAUGCAGAGACUCCAUAAGGAGUUGCCCCUCAGCCUGGAGGAGCUGGAGGAUGUGUUCGAUGCCCUGGAUGCUGAUGGCAAUGGCUUUCUGACCCCAGAGGAGUUCACCACUGGAUUUAGUCACUUCUUCUUCGGCCAGAGUAAACCAAAGCAGGAAGAUACAGGAGAAGAGGUGGCCCAGCUCCAGGAAGAGAAGGUGUAUCAGUCCCGAGGGGAAGAGGAUCUGAGUGGCAUGGAUGAAGAUGAGGAAGCCCAGUUCCAAAUGCUGAUGGACAAACUUGGAGCCCAAAAGAUGUUAGAGGAUGAAAGCGAUGUUAAACAGCUCUGGCUGCAGCUCAAGAAGGAUGAACCUCAUUUACUGUCCAGCUUUGAGGACUUCCUGACCAGAAUCUUCUCCCAGCUCCAGGAAGCCCAGGAUGAGAAGACGGAGCUGGAGUGCGCCCUGAAAAAGAAAAUAACUGCUUAUGAUGAAGAAAUCCAGCAUCUCUAUGAGGAGAUGGAACAACAAAUCAAAAGUGAGAAGGAGCAGUUUCUCCUAAAAGACACAGAGAGGUUUCAGGCCCGCAGUCAGGAGCUGGAGCAGAAGCUGUUCUCUAAGGAGCAGGAACUGGAGCAGCUGGUCCAGAAGCAGCAGCGGCUGGAAGGCCAGUGUGCGACCCUGCAUACUGACCAGCAUGAGACCAGGGCUGAGAACACCAAGCUGAAACUCACGAACCAGGAGCUGACUCGCGAGCUGGAGCAGGCCUCCCGGGAGCUGCAGGGUGCCCAGCGGCAGCUGGAAAGCCUUCAGCAAGAGGCCUGCAAGCUGCACCAGGAGAAGGAGAUGGAAGUGUACCGCGUGACGGAGAGUCUGCAGCGGGAGAAGUCGGGGCUACUGAAGCAGCUGGAUUUCCUGAGGGAAAGGAACAAGUACCUUCGGGAUGAACGGGACAUAUGUUUCCAGAAAGAUAAGGCAGCCAAGACAAACACAGCUGCUUCCAAGGCAGGCUGGAAACAGCGAUCAGGCUCUGUGAUUGGCAAAUAUAUGGAUGCCCAAGGGAUUCUUAGGAGCCAGUCAGAGGAGGAAGAAGAUGUGUUUGGUGUCCCGAGGAGGAGAAGCUCCAUAGGCCUGAGUGGAUAUCCCCUUACCGAAGAGGAGCCAGGACCCAGGGACGCAGGGGCAGGGGGUCCACCCCCCCGGGCACUCCGCAGAAUCAUCUCCAUUGAAGAAGACCCCCUGCCCCAUUUCCUGGAUGGAGGCUUUGAGCGACCACUGAGCAAAUGCCCGGAAGAGGAGGAGGUCUUCCCCGCCAGGGUGGAAGGACAGACCCAGCAAGCCCACCCACCGGAGCUCACGCCCCCAUCUCCCCGAGGGCAGCCUGUAGGAAAAGAAGCCCUAUCUAAGGAGGAAGGCUGUCCCCUGACCCCAGACCGGCUCUUCAAGGUUGUGUUUGUGGGUGACUCUGCAGUAGGGAAGACGUCCUUUCUCAGGAGGUUCUGCGAGGACCGCUUCUCCCUGGGCAUGACGGCCACUGUAGGCAUUGAUUACCGCGUGAAGUCAGUGUGUGUGGAUGGCUCUUGGGUGGCCCUGCAGCUGUGGGACACGGCCGGGCAGGAAAGGUAUCGCUGCAUCACCCAACAGUUCUUCAGGAAGGCUGACGGCGUCAUCGUUAUGUAUGACCUCACUGCCAAGCAGUCCUUCCUGUCGGUGCGGCACUGGCUGAGCAGCCUGGAGGAAGCCGUGGGAGACUGCAUUCCUGUUCUUCUGCUGGGUAAUAAAGUUGACAACGAAAAAGAGCGGGAAGUUCCCCAGGGCCUUGGCGAGCAGCUUGCCAAGGAGAACAAUCUUAUCUUCUAUGAAUGCAGUGCCUGUUCCGGUCAGAACACCAAGGAGUCCCUGCUCCACCUAGCCAGGGUCCUCAAGGAGCAUGAAGACACAGUGAGGGAGGACACCAUACAGGUUCACUGUGCUGCCAAGAAGAAAUCCUGCUGUGGCUGAGAGGAGCUGGCCUGGGACUGCUGCACCCAGGCCCAAGGCCACAGGGCCUUCCCGGUCCUGCAUGCGGGCUCCAGGGUGCCUGCUCCUGCCACGGCCCAGACCUCUGUCCUAGCCAGUGGGCUGCCUUCUCCUGAGAGGAAGGGGAAACACUGGGGGAAGCUGCACCCAGACCCUUGGGAGUCUUCCCUCCCUUCUCGCUCUGCGCCCCACAUGCCCAUUUCUUUUCUAUUCCCAGCUUGGUUUCCUGGGGGAAAGAAACAGGUGGGCUUUUCAGGAAAAGCCACCACGUGCCUUCUCCCGCUCCCUUCUCCCCUCACCCUUAGGAGCCUCAGUGCAGCAGUUGCCUUGGCAAUGUUCAGGGUGGGCUUGCCGCUUCCUGUGGGCCGAAGACACAACUUGGGCAAUGCCAGGGAGGCUGGCCUUCCUUUGGCCCCUAGUCUCUGGACAACGAUGGAAUUCUCUUGGCAUAUGCUUCCUGGAUCUUGGGGCGCCCACAUGGGGUUGUGAGAAGCAAACCAGGGUGCCCUCGUUCAGUUCCACAGCCUGUCCCCAGGGGUCCUGCUCCUUGCCAGGCUUCAGGGCCCAGCCUCUCAGCAGCCACUGUGCCCACGGUAUUUGCCCCCUUGGGGUCUCUGGAAUGGUGCAUUACAAAGAACCCUCAGCCCUUCCUCUCCACCGCCCACCCACAACCCUGGCUGUAAGGUAGACUGUGGGUGAUAAAUUCAUGCCUGGGGCUAAGGAGGGGGCUUCCUUCUACUUUGACUAAGAAUUGAAAAGAAUACCAGGGGGAAAAGCCAGCAGUUGCUGGAGGGUAUAAGUAACGUAGCUGUGUAAAAGCCAUGUUCUAAAUGUUUCACAAAAUAGCUCUGAAAAAUCGUACAUGACAAUUAACAGGGUAGAUUAAUGUGCAGCCAGUGCAGCCCAGCACCAGGUCCAUAGUUACUGACUUCCUCUUAUUUUAUUUUACUUUUUUCUAGAAGGCUGUAUUUAAAAAAAAAUGUGCAGCUCUGCUGUGGACACUUUGCUGGGGUCUGAGAAGUGAACAGAGAGUAGCUGCAGGCUUCUGCACCCCCUGGCGCCCCCUCACCCAUCCCUGGGAUCAGGGGCACUAUCCGGGCUGGGGGGUGGUGAGUCCCAGCCCCUGGCAGGGGGCCAGCAUCACGGACUGGCUGUCGGGGGGCUGGGGAGGGCAUUCUUGCCCUGAGUGGGAGUUUGGAUGAAAGACCAUAAAAAUCACUGCCUAUUACCAUUCUAGGGCUACAGAUUCAGGCCUCCACAGAAAAAGUGGGUGGUGUCCACACGUACAUGGCACAUGCAGGAAGGAAGGGGGCAGAAAGUGUCCACAGGCCUCCAGGAAGAUGAUUCAAGACAUCUGUAUGUAGCCAGCCAAGUCUGAGAGAAGCCACUGGCCAGAGUUCCUAAGGGUUUUCCCUGCAGUCUCCCACCUAGACUCCCCAAAGUGUCAGAACCCCAUGCGUCACCAGGCAAGCGCCUGCUCCCUUUGUGCAGACUUCUCUCUCUCAUCCAGGGCUUGUAGGUAUCAGGGAGGGCAUGAAGGGUGCAGAACAAAAACCAGCCCUGAGUACCAGGAGGCGUCCCGUGACUUUGGCCAAGACAGCACCCUCCCUGGGCCCCCAUCUCAUCAGUAAAAUGAAGGGUGGGCUCUCCAAUGCUUUGGGCUCUUCCGGCUCAGUGCUUAUGACAACACAUCCAUUUUUCAGCAUAGUCUGGCCCUGUCCAGUUUGAAGGGAACACACAGGAAACUCCUUCCCCUAAGAGGCGGCCCUGGUGGUAGUCUCAAUGCAGGGUAUGCGGGCUCACCCAGAAGCAGCCCUCCAAUAUCUGUGUGGGCGUGUGCUGCUGUGUGAGGGU
This is a messenger RNA of Manis javanica (Malayan pangolin), 4578 nucleotides long. RefSeq names its product calcium release activated channel regulator 2A (gene CRACR2A). The record is from RefSeq and is a predicted model, not a curated record. Lineage: Eukaryota; Metazoa; Chordata; Mammalia; Pholidota; Manidae. Gene Ontology annotation, molecular function: GTP binding; GTPase activity; calcium ion binding.